AUGUUCAGGUUCUUACAAGCAGUACAAGUUAAGAGAUCUUAUCUUUGGGUUUGUGCUCUGUUGGCAGGUCUUGGGUUAGCAUCUGGAAUCUAUUGUUUGUGGCAGCUGAAUUUGAAAAUAGCCUGUAGUGAUGCAGAGCAGCCAGAGCAGUCGGAGUCUUCUCUCCCUAUCCCAAUAGGCCAGGCGAAUGGGCGCAUGGAAGUACACCGAGUCGAUUCCGCAAUUCAAGUAGAAGAGAACAAUCCACUCACUCCAUCCAGCGCAGUAUUAUCAUUACCACCCAUUUCGUCUACCCUACCAACCCUACCAACUCAAACACCAUCUAACCCAAUAACACCCAUUGCAUCCGCUCCAUCCAUUUUAUCCAACUUAGAACGACCUCGACUCCCUCUAUUACCACCUCCACUCCUAUCACUAACCUGGCGACUAAAGAACUUAAAGAUAAUUGAUCAAAACACCGAUGUUACCUGGAUAACUCACCAGAGCCAAUACAAUACGACUAGUUGGAGUCUUAUACUAAACCUAGAUCAAAUGGCUCUAAACAGUGAGCCGGUGCAUAGACCAAUUUAUCGCAUUGUUAUUCCUAAGUCGUGGGAUAAAAACGAGUACAACAACUCUUGCCAGGACUUGGGUGUCCUGCAGAAGCUCACAGGCCAGGCGCCCGUAGUUGUUCAUGGUCUAUGCUUGGACUAUGGUCCGGCGUCCUUUAAGUUGCUUCUUCUGCUGCUGCGCAUCCUAAACAUGCCUCGAGUAGAAAUACGCAUGAACAGUCAGGUCCUGCACAGCGAAGAUAUUCAGACCACACGGAUGCUAGCUGGCAUAGACUACCUACUUGACGACCUUCCAGAAGACAUAAGUGGCCGAGAAACUCUUUUACGUGUGCAUACACCAAAUACCGUCGAGUACUGGAGAGAGAUCCUCAAGUUAGUCAUCCAGACGUACAGCAAGUUAGAAUUAAGAAAGUGUCCUGUUAAGCUCAAAUAG
Molecule: messenger RNA, 984 nt
Organism: Nematocida homosporus
Lineage: Eukaryota; Fungi; Microsporidia
Exons: 1
Coding region: 1-984 (327 amino acids)
Source: RefSeq, a predicted model, not a curated record